AUGUGGGCAUAUAAAGACAGAGCUGGGUCUUCCCCUGGGGCUCAGUCUGGGACAGCCCCGGCAGUUUUUGCCUGCCCCGUGGAAGAUCACACCAAGCACGUCCAGCCCAUGCCGCUCCCGGCCAUGCAGCAGAACUUGAACUAUGUGUACCCCCAGAUCUUUUGGGUGGACGGCUGUGCCAACGCAAGUACUUCCUGCCCCCCGACGCCCCCCGUCGCUCCAUUCCCACCACCAGUGCCUGACCGGAGGAGAAAGCCAAGGAAAAACAGUGAAAGGAGGAGCGUUGGCUUCCUGGUGAUGUUCUUGCUGAUCCUGCUGGCCCUCACAGGAGUGGUGCUGAGCAUGUUCCAGAUUUUCCACCUGGAGAAGGAACUGGCAGAGCUCAGAGAGUCUGCCAGCACUGAGCACAUCCCUCCAGCUCUGGAGAAACUCAUAGGGCAGAACGAGCAGUCGAUGAAGAAGGAAGCGAGGAAGGCAGCACAUUUAACAGGGAACCCUGCUCAGCAGGACCUUCCUUUGGAGUGGGAACCCAUCUCUGGCCAUGCCUUCACCGAUGGCAUUCAGUAUCGCGAUCAGGGUCUUGUUGUCAAUGAGACCGGCCUGUACUUCGUGUACUCCAAUGUGCUUUUCCGGGGAAGCGUCUGCAGCAGCCAAAUGUUGACCCACAUUGUCUACAAGAAAAACCCGGCCUCACCAGGCAGCCACGUGCUAAUGGAGGACAAACGCAUCAACUACUGUACAAGUCAGAAAACCUGGGCCCGGAAAAGCUACCUGGGGGCUUUAUUCAAGCUCAGGAAGAUGGACAGUUUGUAUGUCAACGUCUCCAAAAUCGCUCUGGUUAAUUUUGAGGAAUCCAAGACAUUCUUUGGCUUAUUUAAGCUUUAAAUGGGGCUGUUGGAGUGUGGCGGGCAGUCCCCUACGCACACUAGGACAUG
Pterocles gutturalis (yellow-throated sandgrouse) is the source of this 935-nucleotide messenger RNA. RefSeq names its product Fas ligand (TNF superfamily, member 6) (gene FASLG). The transcript is spliced from 4 exons. Gene Ontology annotation, molecular function: tumor necrosis factor receptor binding. The record is from RefSeq and is a predicted model, not a curated record. Gene Ontology annotation, cellular component: membrane. Gene Ontology annotation, biological process: positive regulation of canonical NF-kappaB signal transduction; immune response; extrinsic apoptotic signaling pathway via death domain receptors. NCBI's taxonomy places the organism in Eukaryota, Metazoa, Chordata, Aves, Pterocliformes, Pteroclidae. The coding region runs from base 1 to 885 and encodes 294 amino acids.